AUGGAAGGACUUCAAGUCUGGAUUGGUGGGUUCAGGGAAUCACGAAAGAAAAUUAAGUUAUCUUAGAGUUAUUCUCGUGAGAACCCGCUCUAUAAAAGCCCUCCAUAGAUGAAGCUGUAGAACAAGGAAGAAGUUAACAUUAACACAGGAGCCCCAAGAAUGUACGUUUUGUUGACGGUUACUGUAUGUCUUUUUCACAGAGAAUUUAAGAAUCAAAGAAAUGCAUACAAAUGCCUGAACCCCGAUAAAUUUGAACUUGGUACUUGGGGAGGAAAAAUUCGAAAAAAAGGUAAUGCCAAGUGGAUUGCAGGUUAAAUAACAACGUGUUCUGGGUUCAUUUCCAACAGGUUAUGACAGUGACAACAGAAGAGGUUCAAACUUGCUUUGUGAAGGAAAACCUCUUUCCAAAACAUUUCCACACUUUUCUCAACGACUCACCAUAUAUUGUCUGCCCAGACUUGUCGGAAAAUUUGUUUUUAUUGAAUAUUCAGGCGCUAACAGAACACUGUCCUUAUGCGAGGUGCAGGUUUAUUCCGAGAGAGGGACAAGCAAUGGUAAGCAGCUGUCGUGACUACUUGUCUAAUUUGCACUUUCACUGAUAAGAGUUAUUUCAUUCUAUAUGGAGAAAGAUGUUAAUCGACUUGACACGAGCCUGAGACACAGCAAAACUCUGAUUUUCCCACAUGGCAUUGAUCUUCAUUCCAGCUAUUUCAAGCUGGUUCGUGGAAAUAGGGAAGGGUUUAGUACAAAUUUAAGUCGAACGUUCUUUUUGGGAAAGCGAAGCAUUUUACAACACGGCGAAAAACAUCCUUUUGACUCUUAUCUCAUCCCUUCUUAAUACAGUGGAGCUUUUUCCCAACAGCAAAAUUCGAGAGCGAGAUAAGAGAAGAAAGGUGACUGUCCUUAGUGGGGAUGCGGCCGUUGAUAAGGAUUCCAAUUUAUUAUGUUUCCCCUUAUCUGUUUUUUUCCUUUUGAAGCAUGUCAGACACAGGCAGUUAAUCUGGCCAACUCCAACAUACACUCGGACAAACGUUUUACAGCCUCAUCGUUUCUUGCGAACAAUGAACCAUAUAAAGCACGCCUCAGGAAUACCUUAGGAGCCUGGUUACCUAGCAGUAACAACAAUACUAACGAUUACCUGGAAGUUGAGCUUGGAGAUGUGUUCUUUAUUUGCGCUGUAGCUACUCAAGGACAUCCACGUCGAAAGCAGUGGACCAAAAGUUAUAAGCUGCAUUUGUUCCUAAGGAAUUGGAUCACCUAUAAAGAGAACAACUCGGAAAAGGUUUAAAAAAUAGUAAACUCGUUAUAGAGAUAUUCUAUAGUUGCCUGAGUAAGAUAGCCUCAAGUCUCCCAGUGGAGUGGUAAUAACGAAAAUUAUUUCUUUCGAUGUAUCAACUAGUGUACGGUUACAUUUUUUUAUAAUGAAAACUGUUUUUAUAAGUGACCCAAAGGUGAUAUCAGCUCAUUCUCAAUUGGAUCAAGUUUGUAAGUUGUCUUACCCUCAACGAACAAGAAUCAAAUCAGAUUUGCAGUAGGUUAUGGUAGAGAGAGAGAGAGCUAAAUUUUGAUAUGAUUCAAUGAAUCUUUGAUCCUAUUUCGAGAAGGAAAACUGAGUUUCAGUUAAUUUCUAAUUAAAUUUUGCCAUAGAUUUUCAGCGGCAACUGGGGCGGCCAGAAUGAAAUAGUGAAACAUGUUCUGGUAGAAGUGACGAGGGCUCGGAUCGUUCGGUUCCAGCCAGUUGACUACCGUUUACACAAAGCUCUAAGAGUGGAAGUGUAUGGAACAAAAACACCUGCA
Pocillopora meandrina is the source of this 1797-nucleotide messenger RNA. The record is from the annotation of a GenBank genome assembly. Lineage: Eukaryota; Metazoa; Cnidaria; Anthozoa; Scleractinia; Pocilloporidae.